AUGCACAUAUCACUCAAUACUCGUACAUUGGGUUCAUUAAUUACAUUUGCAUUCAAUAGGAAUAAGGAGCAGUUACGACAAGAUCAACAAGAUCAACAAAUGCAAGAGAAGGAGCAAGAACAAGGGACUAUCAUGCAUCAAUAUCAUCAUUUAGAAGGUUCCUUUCGAAAAGUGUCAACUUUGUUGAAUAAGUUUCAAUCCAGCUUUAUCCAAGAGGAAUUAAUCAGUCCUUCCAACAAUGAAGAAACUCAUGACCAUUCUUCUAUAUCCACUAUUGAUACUUCCCAAUCCAUGUCGUCACUUCAAAUAAUUUCAAUAUCAUCAAUCACAAAAUUAAGACCACAGCAUCUCCUGAACUCCAACUUUGUCUACAAAUUGCGACAAGAUAAAGGAGUAAUCAUCCACACAUCAAAGCUAAACCUACCCCAAACACACCCAUCACCAUCAUUGCACCAACACCUGAAUGAAAAACGCGACAUAAGUAACAAUUGGCUCCUCGUCCAAUCCCCCUACCCACCGCAAACCAACCAAGUCCACUUCCCCAUCUCUAAAUGCCUCAACCAACAAUUCGGCGACGGCGGCAGCAUCGACGUGCAGUCAACAAUCUACGCCUCCUUCAUCCACACCUUGGACUUGACAUUGGGGUUGAAUAUCUUGUUUGCCAGUGAAUCAUUUACGGUGCGGCUUGAAUUGACCAAGGCGAUUACGUGGCGGAACUUGUACACUUGCACCGUGCCUGAUGGAAUGAUUGGUCAGGUGUGGGCUAGAUCCGAUGUGGUUGAGUUUGAAAGUGUGAGGUUGAGCUUUGUGGAGUUUGAGAGGGGUGAAAGUGGAGAGGACGAGGAAGAUGGAAUGGAGAAAGUAUUUGAAGAAGAAGAAGAAGAAGCGGAUGAAGGAUACGACGGAUAUGACGGUGGCGAUGAUGAUUUCGAAGGGGAGAUUUUGCGUAAGAGGUCCAAGUUGAGAUUGGGAUUGAGGCAUAAGAGUAGAGGUAACAAGAGGAAAAGUAAAACAAAAGGCAAGUUAAACAACAAGCAACAUAGGAUCAAGUUGAGGUUAUGGCGAAAAUUGCAAAAAGUCAAAAUGUUCAAUGGUGGCGGUGGCGGCGGCAGAAAUGGGUUACAACAACGACCUAUAAUUUCAUGUGUUACCGAUGUACGGUUAUUGGAUUGUUCAGGCAAGAGAACUAGAGAUUUGCAGAAUUUAGAAGUAAUUUGA
Molecule: messenger RNA, 1218 nt
Organism: Lodderomyces theae
Lineage: Eukaryota; Fungi; Ascomycota; Pichiomycetes; Serinales; Debaryomycetaceae
Exons: 1
Coding region: 1-1218 (405 amino acids)
Source: RefSeq, a predicted model, not a curated record